AUGACGCUAGAAGAACUGAAGGCCUUUCAACUGCAGGCAAGGUCUGUGGCGAACAGCCUCAACCAUUUGAGACGAAGUGAACAAUUUGCCAGAGCUACCGAAGUGGCUGUUGCUCUCGAAGGCAUGAUCCGUUCUUUACAUCUUGACAGUAGACAUCAUCGCAGCUCUUCGUUCUUUUUUAUUAUGUUUGGUUUGAUCACUUUGGGACAUGAAAGUCUUUAUGCACCAGCUGAGGUGCGCCAACAGAUAUUCUAUCAGUACAAAUUUGGUAGAAGACUCAUACUUGAAAUGUCCACUGCAUUAAAGAAUUUUGAAUCCACUCCUGCCGAAGGGUAUCUUUAUUGGUGGUCUUCUUUAUACGAGGACGAAGACUGGCUGUCCUAUCUACAAGAUGUUUGCUCGAAAUUGGUAAAAUAUGAUAUUACUUGGGAAUACAGAAGAGAAUAUCAAGAUGUCGUGCAAAUUGCUGAGCGUUAUUUUCAGACUCAAAGACAUCAUCGUAACAUUCUUUAA
Molecule: messenger RNA, 513 nt
Organism: Mycotypha africana
Lineage: Eukaryota; Fungi; Mucoromycota; Mucoromycetes; Mucorales; Mycotyphaceae
Exons: 3
Coding region: 1-513 (170 amino acids)
Source: RefSeq, a predicted model, not a curated record